AUGCGUCCGCUCCGGACUCCCCUCUCCCUGCUCUGCCUCUACCUGGGGGUCUCCUCGGCCCUCUCCCUCUCACCGGACCCCUCCCCGCUGUUGGAUAACUGCAGUGACCCAAACCACCGGGCUCCCGCCAGCCUGAAGAUCUUCAGUGUGGACUACCACCAUGUGCAAGCCCCGUUCGAGAUUGGACUGUGGAUCAUGCUGGCUUCCCUGGCGAAACUGGGAUUCCACUGGUCGGGGCGCAUCCCUGCCGUGGUCCCGGAGAGCUGCCUGCUCAUCAUGGUUGGCCUGCUGGUGGGCGGGGUGAUCUAUGGCGUCCGCCACGCCGCGCCGCCGGUCCUGAGCACGGACGCCUUCUUCCUGUACCUCCUGCCGCCCAUCGUGCUGGACGCGGGCUACUUCCUGCCCGGGCGGCUGUUCUUCGAGAACCUGGGCACCAUCCUGUGGUACGCUGUGCUGGGCACGGUGUGGAACGUGCUGGGCAUCGGCGUGUCGCUGUACGGGGUGUGCCGGGUGGGGCCCUGGGGGCUGGAGGAGGUGUCCCUGCUGCAGUGCCUGCUUUUCGGCAGCCUCAUCGCGGCCGUUGACCCCGUCGCCGUCCUCUCCGUCUUCGAGGAGAUCCACGUCAACGAGCAGCUGCACAUCCUGGUGUUCGGGGAGUCGCUGCUCAACGACGCCGUCACCGUGGUCCUGUACAAGCUGUUCGAGUCCUUCCUGCGAAUGCCCUCAGUGUCAGGGUUGGACGUGCUGGCGGGAGGUUGCCAGUUCGUGGUGGUGGGGCUAGGCGGGAUCUGCGUUGGGCUGUUCUUCGGCAUGGUGGCUGCCCUCACCACUCGCUUCACAGCUCGGGCUCAAGUGAUCGCGCCCCUCUUCGUCUUCCUCUACAGCUACCUAUCGUACCUCACCUCUGAGAUGCUGCACCUGUCUGGGAUCGUGGCGAUUGUGACCUGUGCUGUCAGCAUGAAGCAGUAUGUGGAGGCCAACGUAUCCCAGGAGUCCAACACCACCAUAAAAUACUUCCUGAAGAUGUGGAGCAGCGUCAGCGAGACCCUGAUCUUCAUCUUCCUGGGCGUGUCCACCGUCCAGGAUGUGCACAUGUGGAGCUGGCCAUUUGUGUCUUCCACACUCUUCCUCUGCCUGUUCUGGAGGGCCCUGGGUGUGCUGCUCCUGACGGCUGUAAUGAACAAGCUGAGGCGAAACCCUGUCACCUUCCGUGACCAGUUCAUCAUUGCCUACGGUGGACUGAGAGGGGCUAUCUGUUUCUCUCUGGUCUUCCUGAUCGAAGAAUUCCCUAAGAAGAGGCUCUUCAUCACCACUACCAUCGUAGUCAUCCUCUUCACAGUCUUUGUGCAGGGCAUGACCAUUAAGCCUCUGGUGGAGUUACUGGAAGUGAAGCGUAGGAAGAGGGCACCCCCUACAGUCAGUGAAGAGAUCCACAGCCGGCUUUUGGAUCACUUGCUGUCCGGUAUCGAGGAUAUUGUAGGGUACUGGGGCCAGCACUACUGGAAAGACAAGUUUGAACAGUUUAACAGUAAGUACCUGAAGAGGUUUCUGAUCAGCGAGGACACUCAGCCUAAGUCCAGCAUCGUGCUACUGUACCAAGAGCUGGAGCGCCGGGAGCAGACAGGAGAGGAGGAUCAUGGGAGGAUAGAGAGCACUCAGUCCCUUGAGGACAACCAUGUCCAAAGCAGACCUUUACUUCCUGAGGAAAUGGACAGCAUCAGGCGAAUCCUUUCCAGAAACCUGCGCAACUUCAAUAGGAAGCAGUAUCCUGCUUACAGCAGGCACACUCUGCAUCAGGACUUCACUGUGGACCAGAGCAGAAAUCCCCAUUUACACCGACACCAGAGUCUGAGGGAGAGGAGUCCUGCAUUCAGCUACCGUGGUCAGUGGGAUACCGAGGAGCCCUGGGACACUGAGAGGGAGUGUAGGCUCACCAGGUCUUUCACAGUGGGCCAAAAUCCUGAUCCAAUUUUUCCAGACCAAGCAAGCCCGGUGGAGUUCAAUCCAAACGGCCCACUGAGCAUCCACCAGGAUAGGGAGGGUAUCGCUACAUCUGGGGAGGAACUGGCUCCACACCCUCCCUAUGGAGCCACACAGGACAGGGCCCCCAAAAAACUGAGCUUUGCUCUGGUAGACGAGAGGGAGAAGUAGUGCUUUCCUCACCCCCACCAUUCUCUGAAGGCAUUCUGGGUAUCUUCUGCCCACUUUCAUUUGCUUUUCUGCUGUCUGGUGUGGGGCAACAAGAAAAAAUUUUUACCUCCAGAGAUUUGCUUGGACUUUGAGUUACGAACACUGAUUGGCUGCUUUAUUUCAAGGCAGAAUUAUUUUAUAAGACAUAUUAAGACAAACUGUUGUCCCAAGGAAACAGUCUUGAAAUGUUACGCAGAUGGUGAAAGUAUUUUUCUAAAAUGUAUGUUUUAAUGUGGCUAUAAUGUGCCCCAACAUUCCACUGACUUUCCAAAAGCCUCAAAUCCUGGUAGAUCUACUGGACUGACUCGUUGUCACCGGAUGGUUGAGAUACAUGGCUGGGACUCGCAAGGUCGGUGGUUCGAUCCCCGGUGUAGCCACGAUAAGCUGUUGGGCCAUUGAGCAAGGCCCUUAACCCCACAUUGCUCUCCUGCAUUAGUUUAAUCAACUGUAAGUCGCUGUGUAUAAAAGCGUCUUGUAAUGGUCAUUGAGGCAUGUAAACCAAGCUACAACUUGCCAAGAGUAUAGGCAAAGAAGCAUGUGAUUGUGAGAGAGUGAAAAUGCGGUGAACCCGUGGCUCUCCUACAUGUACCACGUAUACCGGGUGAAUUAAUUCAACCUCGUAUACCUUUACCAGGGCGGCCUGUAGCGUAGUGGUUAAGGUACAUGACUGGGACAGGUAUAUGACCGGGACGCGCAAGGCCGGUGUAGCCACAAAAGAUCCGCACAGCCGUUGGGCCCUUGAGCAAGGUUCUUGACCCUGCAUUGCUCCAGGGGAGGAUUGUCUCCUGCUUAGUAUAAUCAACUGUACAUCGCUCUGGAUAAGAGCAUCUGCCAAAUGCCAUUAAUGUAAUGUAUACCAGGUGAAUGAAUGCAACCUCAGAUUCAAUCUGCUCACACUUGCGUGAGCCUAUUGUGUUUCCCUUGAAAUGUAUUCAACACCUAUGCCGAAUCCUGAGUUGUUCAAUUAUAAUAAAUGACUAAUUUAUAUAAUAAAUUACCACUUCUACUAAUACUAA
Messenger RNA from Conger conger (European conger), 3206 nucleotides. Its product is annotated as sodium/hydrogen exchanger 2-like. Gene Ontology annotation, cellular component: membrane. Bases 1 to 2151 code for a protein of 716 amino acids. The record is from RefSeq and is a predicted model, not a curated record. The transcript has 12 exons. Lineage: Eukaryota; Metazoa; Chordata; Actinopteri; Anguilliformes; Congridae. Gene Ontology annotation, biological process: proton transmembrane transport; regulation of pH; sodium ion transport. Gene Ontology annotation, molecular function: sodium:proton antiporter activity.